AGACCCAGCAGUUCACCGCGCGCCGCCACCCGGUGCGCCUGUGUAUUUUAUUACGGACACUUGCGAUCUCGCAACCAACACAAGUGCAUAACAUCGCUAUUAAAACGUUAUUUUCGGAGAGUGCCACUAUUUUUAACGUGCAACACGAUAGUGUGCAUCCUGGCUCGUCCUUUUUGCAAAUGUGGGUUUGGAUCAUCCGCAGAGGGAAAAAUAAACAUAGCACUCCGGAGCGAGAAAACUACGUGGCGCUGGCUCAGCGCCAACAUCCACACGCCUGCUGAUGACGCAAUAAAUUGUGAUGCUGACGCGCACAGGCCCUUACAGAAAACUGCGUCCUAGAGGACGACGAAGGACGUUCUAGUAAACGAAUUGUAUAUCUAAGAGCAAGUGCCUAAAUCACUAUAAUAAUGUUGAAUAACCGUCGCAACUUUAUCUUUAGAGUGAGUAUCGUGAUAAACAUCGCCGUACUAUUGUACGCGGCGAUGCAUUUAUCGAGUAAUAGUACACCGGGCGUAGAAUGGGUCCCGAUGACAGUAGACGGGUCGGAAAGGAGCGCCGAGUUUAGAUAUAUAAAUAGGGAAGAAAUACACAAUGACACAGACACUAGGCCUCCGGAAUCGAGUGUCAGGAAUUUUGAAGAGUCUACCUCCCAAAAAACUCCAUCAACGAUGCCCACAACGAAUAAAACUGCAUCGAGCACGGCGUCAAUACCUGAGUUGGAGAAAAAAAUAAUUAGUGCUUUGCCUGAACUAGAAACAUCAAACAGUACAGUUUUAGAAAUAGAUGACGAGGACGCAUUGAAUCCUGCGACGCUAACGUACCUUCGAACGUUAUUGGGUUGUAAUGAUAAAGAUAUGCUGCCGCAAACAAUACAACGUGGAGAAUAUUGGGUGCUAAAAAACUUCGUUCGUGCUGAUCAUGGAUUUAUACAGUGCCACGAGUCCAUCACGUACACAACACACGCCGGUUUCGAGUUCCUUGACAACGUGCAGCCUCUCGUUGAAAGAUGGAUGGCUCCAGUGAGUCUUGCUAUUCACGCGCCCGGGGCCGAUAUGGGCCCUACUGUGAACAGCAUCAGAUACUUGCGCGAUUGUCUCGGUAACGAACUCAUCAAGCAAUACGUUACGUUCCACGUUUUCUUCUCCCAUAAAAAUUUACCCAGUUCGAUACCAAACCCUGACAGCUUCCUCCAAACCCCGUACAACUGCACAGCGAAGCCGCCAUACGACGUCAACGCUAACUCGACGUAUAUGAAGGCAAAAAGCCUCUUGUAUCCAGUGAAUGUUGCUCGUAACAUCGCUAGAGAGGCUGCAGUUACUCAUUUUAUACUGCCUUCCGAUAUAGAGCUAUAUCCUAGUCCUAAUUUAGUACCCAGGUUCCUAAAUAUGAUUGCCAGAAACGCUAAACCAUUAAGCACUUCCACUAGGCCUAGAGUCUUCCCAAUAAGCAUAUUUGAAGUCGGUGCCAAAGCACAAGUGCCUUCGACGAAAAACGAGCUGCAAGGGAUGUUAACAAACAAGACCGCGAUACCGUUUCAUAAAUUCGUCUGCCCCAACUGUCAUAACAUACCCCAGGGGCAGCAAUGGAUGAACGCACCGGAAACUAAUCAAAUGGACGUAUUCCAUGUCGGCAAACGGCGCGGGAAGUUCGUGCACUGGGAACCAAUCUUCAUUGGAACACACCAAGAUCCUUACUACGAUGAACGACUUAGUUGGGAAGGGAAAAAAGAUAAAAUGACACAGGGUUACAUUCUCUGCGUCAAAGAUUACGACUUUAUGAUAUUGAACAAUGCUUUCCUAAUACACAAACCCGGCAUAAAGCACUACGUGAAGAACGAGAAGAGAGACAAAAUCGCUGGUAAACAAUCGUUAUUCAUAAAGUCUGUUAUAAUGCCACAACUCAAAACUCUUUUCGGAACGCGGAAUGGCUGUGCAUUGUAAUAUGACAUCCAAAUGUUAAACGACCCAAUUAAAAAUCAAGACGUGCGUACACAACGUACUAUGGGUGUGUUUAUCCGCCUGAAUUUUCUAGAACUUUACUGAUUGUGUCGACUCGGAACGAAACAUAUCAAACUAUUAUUUGUAUUUAAAAUAAAUUUAGACAUAACUCAGUAACUCUCGAAUCCGUGUCACUAUGACUUGUAAAGCUAGUAACACAGUGCCUGUAAGUUUAUAUUACUAAAUUUGUAUUUUGUAUCUGUGUAUUCGUAUUAGUAAAACGCUAUACCGAUUUCAAAAUAAAAUAUAAAACCGAAUUUCCUAGACUGUUCUUCCUACACGAGGCCUAUAUGAAAUUUGUGUGAAAGAUGAAAAUUAAAUAAUGUAAGUUAAAUGCUGUAUAUAUUUUGUAUUAAGUCGCUUUAUAAUUGAUUUGGUGCAAGUAAAGAACGCACUUGACUGUCAUAUUUAAGUGCUUUCUCUACGAACACUAGUUUAUCUUACAUAUUAUUUAAAAUGAUUUUAAUUUCUUUGAUUUUCUACUUAUACUUAUUCCUUAGCUUGAUUAUAGAAAUUAAUAAUAUAAAAAUAAUUUCUAAUAUUGUUAAUUUUAAGUGACUUUUAUUUUUUAACAUUUACAAGUCCGUUUCAAUUGACGUUUCAACGUAUGAACGAUUCCUGAAAUGCAUUUUAUCUUAAACGAUAUUUAAUUAUUAGUUACUAUUAGAUACAUAAAUAACCAUUUUUAUAAUAUAAGUCACUGUAUAAGCUUACAACGUGGUUCCAAAUAUGUAAAUCCAUGUAAGUCAACAUUUAAUGUAUACUGUUGUACGGCUAUGCCUGAUAAUACAAUGUAGGCAAUAGGCGACUUUGAUAUGUCUAUUCGAAGUUUAUAUACAGCCUAAUAUUGUUGUAAUGUUUUAUUAAGACGACGGGCCUUACGGUACUGGUGAUAAUUAUAAUUUAUAGUGAUAAAACUCACCACGUUCGAAAUAUAUGAUUAAGUUUUAGUUUUAGAUUAGUUAAUUAAACUCCAGUUAGACUAAUGUGCAGAAUUACUAGUUUACAAAAAAAUCUUAAGAUAAAUCGAGUGGUCCAAAUCGAAAAAAAUAUCCAGCAGUUAUGCUUUGGAUAUGCGAUUAAAAUUAAUAUCUAGGAAAAUAACAACUACUGACGAAUUAUGAUGUUCGUGUAUCUCUACAGUUCGCAUUGACAGUUCUGACUCAAGAUUUCUUAAAAAAAAUACGUUUAGGAAAAAAAAUAUGAUGACGUCACAUUUAUUAAAAAUAAAUUAAAAAUUAAAAAAAGAACCUGUUCAUAUUGAUUAAAUUUAGUUUCGGCUAAUGUGAUAGAUGUAUUAAUUAAAUUAGUACUUGUGUCAUCUUUAGUGUAUGUUCUCGUGCGCGGUUUAGUCGACUUAUUUAAUUAAGGCAAUGAUUUAUCUCAAUUACUGCUAAGGUGUAUGUGCUAUCCGUGAUUAUACUGUAUAAUGUAUUCUAUAUAGCUUUUAUUAGGGGUUUGGUUUUGGUUAACGCAUGUGGUGAGUUUUCACUUGAAAGGCUAAUACGCCUUAUAGAUUAAGUGCAAUAACCUAUAUACAGUCUCAAUGUGAUCAUUUAUUAAAAUGUAUUUAUCGACAUGUACUAGUUAUAUAACUAUGGGUCUAAGAAUUUUACCUUGUAUGCGAAAUUUUUUUUUCAUAAAAAUCUACAGGUAACAUAUAAU
Molecule: messenger RNA, 3662 nt
Organism: Vanessa atalanta (red admiral)
Lineage: Eukaryota; Metazoa; Arthropoda; Insecta; Lepidoptera; Nymphalidae
Product: beta-1,4-glucuronyltransferase 1
Exons: 7
Coding region: 408-1940 (510 amino acids)
Source: RefSeq, a predicted model, not a curated record